Messenger RNA from Rhea pennata, 3718 nucleotides. It is a transcript of the gene API5, whose product is annotated as apoptosis inhibitor 5. Gene Ontology annotation, cellular component: nucleus. The coding region runs from base 99 to 1670 and encodes 523 amino acids. Gene Ontology annotation, molecular function: RNA binding. The transcript is spliced from 14 exons. Gene Ontology annotation, biological process: negative regulation of apoptotic process. The record is from RefSeq and is a predicted model, not a curated record. Lineage: Eukaryota; Metazoa; Chordata; Aves; Rheiformes; Rheidae.
CGGCAGCGGCGGCCCCGGUUGUAGCGGCGGCGGCCCCCGAGGACGGCAGCGGCGGCCCCGGUUGUAGCGGCGGCUUCGCGCCUCGGCCCUGCCGCAUCAUGCCCACCGUCGAGGAGCUCUACCGCAACUACGGGAUCCUGGCGGACGCCACCGAGACGGCGGGCCAGCAUAAGGAUGCUUACCAGGCGAUUUUGGAUGGUGUGAAGGGAGGUGCCAAGGAGAAGAGACUUGCAGCCCAGUUUAUUCCUAAAUUCUUCAAGCAUUUUCCUGAGUUGGCUGACUCAGCUAUCAAUGCCCAGCUGGACCUCUGUGAGGAUGAAGAUGUUUCUAUCCGUCGCCAAGCAAUCAAAGAAUUGCCUCAGUUUGCCACUGGAGAUAAUCUUCCUCGGGUAGCAGACAUACUGACUCAGCUUCUACAGUCAGAUGAUUCUGCAGAAUUCAAUUUGGUGAACAAUGCUUUGCUCAGUAUAUUCAAGAUGGAUGCUAAAGGGACUUUAGGAGGCCUGUUCAGUCAAAUUCUUCAAGGAGAGGAUAUUGUGAGAGAAAGAGCCAUCAAGUUCCUUUCUACAAAACUCAAAACCUUGCCUGAGGAGGUGAUGACAAAGGAGGUAGAAGAAUUCAUCUUAACUGAAUCAAAGAAGGUCCUGGAAGAUGUAACAGGCGAGGAAUUUGUUCUAUUCAUGAAAAUACUGUCUGGAUUAAAAAGCUUACAGACAGUAAGUGGCAGGCAACAGCUAGUGGAACUGGUAGCUGAACAAGCUGACCUGGAGCAAACGUUCAAUCCAUCUGAUCCAGACUGUGUGGACAGACUGCUGCAGUGUACUCGGCAGGCAGUGCCGCUCUUCUCGAAAAAUGUUCAUUCCACAAAAUUUGUUACUUACUUCUGUGAGCAUGUGCUGCCAAACCUCAGUUCUUUGACUACACCAGUAGAAGGUCUUGAUAUCCAGUUAGAGGUUUUGAAGCUUCUUGCUGAAAUGAGUUCAUUUUGUGGUGAUAUGGAAAAGCUUGAAUCGAACUUGAAGAAACUGUUUGAUAAAUUACUGGAGUACAUGCCACUUCCUCCAGAGGAAGCAGAGAAUGGAGAGAAUGCUGGCAAUGAAGAACCCAAGUUGCAAUUCAGUUAUGUGGAGUGUUUGUUGUAUAGCUUCCAUCAGCUGGGGCGUAAACUUCCAGACUUCCUCACAGCCAAGCUGAAUGCAGAGAAAUUGAAAGAUUUUAAGAUCAGGCUACAGUAUUUUGCUCGAGGAUUGCAGGUAUACAUUCGACAGCUUCGUCUAGCACUUCAAGGAAAAACUGGAGAAGCCUUGAAAACGGAGGAGAACAAGAUUAAAGUGGUUGCCUUGAAAAUAACCAAUAACAUAAAUGUUUUAAUCAAGGAUCUCUUCCAUAUUCCUCCUUCCUAUAAAAGUACAGUUACGCUGUCCUGGAAACCAGUACAGAAGGCAGAUGCAGGUCAAAAAAGAACAAGUGAAGAUACAACCUCAAGUUCACCCCCGAAGAAAGCUCCAGCAGGACCAAAAAGGGAUGCCAGGCAAAUAUACAACCCUCCCAGUGGAAAAUACAGUAGCAACCUGGGUAGUUUUUCUUAUGAGCAAAGAGGUAGUUUCCGAGGUGGACGAGGAAGAGGCUGGGGAGGACGUGGCAAUCGUAGCAGAGGAAGAAUCUACUGAGUAGACCAUUACAUCUUCUGCAGCCCUGAUAGGCUAAAGUGAAAGUACUACUCAACAAAAGAUUGCCUGGAGUAUUGUUUCCUUCGAGGACUGCCUUCCACUAAGACUGACUUAAAUGUUCUUUAUACCUUUGUAUGUAUGAUCUACUUUUCUAACGGACUACAACUUGUCCAUAGUGAAACUACAACUGUAUUUUUGGAUGCUUACAGUCAGCAGUUUAAGGUUCUUAUUUUUGAAGUGUCUUCAGGAUUUAUUCAAAAUUGGAAAACAGCAUAGAUGUUUUAUCAAUAGCUGCAUCUUGGCAGUUUGUAUAUUAACCUAAAAAUCAGCUACUGCAUAACUGAAACUAUGUAAUUGAGUUUAUGUAUUAAAUAAUGGACAGGAAAGGCAUGAUUACAGAGAUACAUGUCAGAUAAGCUUAGCAGCUGAAGUAAUCCUUUCCUCAUCUGUAACCAUAUUUUGCAAUAUGUGGAGAAGAGUAUCAUUGUUAAAUUAGCUUUUAUUUACUUUUUAUAAUGGAAUUCACUGAGACAAAUGCUGGAUUUCUAAAGUUUGCAACAUGGGUGGAAAUUUUUUUGCUUGUAGCAUGAAGCAGUCCUUUUACUUAGAGAUGUGGAGAAUGUGGUGUUUUUUGUUUUGCACAUCUUACUCUUCUCCGUGCAUUGUAAUGCAAAAGUGACGUUUUGCAAAUGAAUUUUUAAUGUUUAAUAUGAAUAUGUGCAUAUACUUAUGCCGUGAAAUUUCAGUAUAUGAACAGGAAAAAGCAAAACAAUAAAUGACUAGAAUUAUUCCAGGAAUGGGAAAAGACUGAUGCAGUGAUUAAGCUUCAUAAGCCGGAGUUGGACCAUAGCAGUACCUGGCUCUUUCCUGUGUAUUGCAGAUUUCUGGGUUUGUUGGCACUAGAGGCUUUUUUUUUUCUUUUUAACCAAUACACUUGCAUUUACAAAAAAUAUAAAUAAAAUUGUAUUUUGGGUAACAUUUGAAAAAAAUCCAGCUAUGUAGUUUAAUUCAGGUGAAAAAUUAAAGAUUCCAUGCUAUUUUUUUUCAUAGCAACUUGGGAUUCUUAUUUACUGGUGUACACCCAGAAAAUACAAUGUAAGAGCACAAUGCUUUGCCUUUUUUUUUUAAUAUGUAUUCUCACCACUUAAAAUUUUUACUUCUCAGGUCAUUGAACAUUGUAAAGAGUUAGCCGAUAGAAGAAGUGGGGCAGAGGAAAAGAAUUCUAGUAAGUGUUCCAGGGCACGUUGAUGUAAAAUAGCUUAGGCUUUAGAGGAUUGAAGAUUUUUCUUAUCCUUCUUUUUUCUUCAGCCAUUUGAUAUCCACACACACAGACAAAUGCCUGAAAGUGAUGUUUUCCCAACUAGUUUUGUUGUAUUUGUGAAGAAUAGUUUGUGACUCUGACUUGGGUGUCUUCAUAAACAUUCUGAUAUCUACCAUCAGAAGGACAGAACACCAAAACUAUGUCAAAGUUAGAGAAGUUGUUGACUCUGAUUUUGAACUUGGUUUUUGCUGAACUCUAGAGCAAUUGGCAGCAGCAAACUUAGGACAUUCCAGGGCAUUUGAGCUGACUUUGUAUUUCUGAUUACAGGCCAGCUGCUAUAUUCAGAUUUGUCACUGAAACCAACAAACUUGAAAAAGAGCUUUCAAGUACAAAUUGACGUGAUCAAGAUGUCACUCUGAAAAUAGGCACUAGAUGGGUAAUAAACUUCCAUUGGAAAAAACUGGCAUUUUGCACUUGUGGCUAUAAUUUGUGUUUUGAGGGGAAUUUUAAAAUUAAAUCUCAAAGCUCAAAUGUAGCUAUAUUUAGAUUAGUGACUAGGUACUAGCAGCUUUUCUCACUAUAUUUUGAGUAAGUUUGCUUUAUGAGACUCCUGUUUUUCAGAAGUGAUGUGCAAAGUACUUGUGGCCUCAGAAGUAGUUAGGGUUUUUCCCCACUUCUUUCAAACUUAAUUUUAAUGCAGUGAGUUCUUGUGGAGACAGCUGUUUACCAUCUUGUUGAAUUGUAAAUGUUCCCUUACGCUUUUGGAAUAAAUUCAUUUUGUAAUUUU